Messenger RNA from Lutra lutra (Eurasian river otter), 712 nucleotides. RefSeq names its product placenta associated 8 (gene PLAC8). Gene Ontology annotation, biological process: positive regulation of transcription by RNA polymerase II. Lineage: Eukaryota; Metazoa; Chordata; Mammalia; Carnivora; Mustelidae. The record is from RefSeq and is a predicted model, not a curated record. The transcript is spliced from 5 exons. Bases 92 to 433 code for a protein of 113 amino acids.
UUUCAGUGAGAUACUCUCCCAAGCUACUGAUCACUUCCUGCUCGGAACCUAGUUCCUCACUACCACUGCCACUGAAGACCCUGCCUCGGAAAUGCAAGCCCCAUCCCCGGUGGUCAUUGUGACUCAGCCUGGAUGUAGUCCCAUGGCCCAAACCUCCAACUGGCAGACAGGCAUGUGUGACUGCUUCAGCGACUGUGGAGUCUGUCUCUGUGGCACAUUUUGUUUCACGUGCCUUGCAUGUCAAGUUGCAGCUGACAUGAAUGAAUGCUGUCUGUGUGGGACAUCCGUCGCAAUGAGGACCCUCUACCGGACCCGAUAUGGCAUCCCUGGGUCCAUUUGUGAUGACUAUCUGGUGACGCUUUUCUGUCCUCAGUGUUCUCUCUGCCAAAUCAAGAGAGACAUCAACAGAAGACGCGCCAUGCGCACUUUCUAAAAACUAAUGGUGAAAAUCUCUCACUAAAGCCGCUGACAUCAGCAGAUAUCUCUUCAGCUUGAGUCUUCCUUUGCCUUUUGCAACUGAGAUAUGAAAGAUCUGUGUGAUUACCAAAAAAAAAAAACGGAAUUUUGAUUUAUUUUAAAUGAAUGUUUUCCCUUAGUUUUCCAAAUUGGUCCAGCUCAGUUUCUCUUUGCUUUCAUAUUAUUAAACUUUCUGGCUUAUGAAUUUUGUGUUAUGUUUGGCACGUAAAACAAAAUAAAAGAUUUUACUAACAAG